Messenger RNA from Haliotis rufescens (red abalone), 2514 nucleotides. RefSeq names its product zinc transporter ZIP11-like. Gene Ontology annotation, biological process: zinc ion transmembrane transport. The record is from RefSeq and is a predicted model, not a curated record. The coding region runs from base 40 to 1062 and encodes 340 amino acids. Gene Ontology annotation, molecular function: zinc ion transmembrane transporter activity. Gene Ontology annotation, cellular component: membrane. The transcript is spliced from 10 exons. NCBI's taxonomy places the organism in Eukaryota, Metazoa, Mollusca, Gastropoda, Lepetellida, Haliotidae.
UACACGUUGUUUACUUCCGGUGUGUUUCGAGGCGAAGCAAUGUUGCAGGGGUACAGUCCUGUUGCUCAGGCCCUUCUGGGUACCUUGUUUACCUGGGCAUUGACAGCGCUUGGGUCGGGGCUUGUAUUUGUCUUCAAAAGCGGCCAGAGAAAAAUACUUGAUGGAAGUCUUGGAUUUGCUGCUGGGGUGAUGACAGCAGCAUCCUACUGGUCACUGCUGGCUCCGGCGAUAGAGUUUGCUGAACACUCAGGGCUGUAUGGGCAGAAUGGAGAGUGGGCUUUCAUCCCUGUGGCUGUGGGAUUUGUUCUUGGGGCCAUCUUUGUCUAUGCUGCAGACAUAGUUUUACCAAAUAUGGGAGGUAACCCAAGCGAUCUUGCCCAUUCUCUGGAUGUGGAGACAAAGUUAGAAAAAGAUGGGAACUUAAAUUAUUCACCUCCUCAAGCAUUUGACCAAGGUUACGAUGAUAACUUCGCCAAGUCACCAGCUGGCACACGACAGAGGCGACCAGUGCCGACCAACAGUUAUUACCAGGCUGCUUCUAACCAUGAGUCUAUAGACUUGUCUGUCUCUGAGAAGCACCUUACAGAAUCCAGGAAUACCAGCUGGAGAAGAAUACUCUUGUUAAUAGUCGCCAUUACAGUUCAUAAUAUACCAGAGGGCCUUGCUGUAGGUGUAGGCUUUGGUGCUAUAGGGAAGACAAAAACAGCUACUUUUGAAAAUGCAAGGAAUUUAGCAUUUGGAAUAGGUAUACAAAACUUCCCUGAGGGUCUUGCUGUUAGUCUUCCACUCAGAGGCUCGGGGAUGUCUGUGUUCAAAAGCUUUUGGUAUGGUCAGCUGAGUGGGAUGGUGGAACCAAUUGCUGGUUUAUUUGGUGCAGCAGCAGUGGUCGUCGCUGAACCUCUCCUUCCCUAUGCCUUAGCCUUCGCUGCAGGUGCUAUGAUAUAUGUAGUUGUGGAUGACAUCGUCCCCGAAGCCCAAACAUGUGGCAACGGCAAGCUGGCUUCCUGGGGUGCUAUCCUUGGCUUUGUGGUGAUGAUGUCAUUAGAUGUGGGACUUGGCUGAAUGACUGCCAGGAUUCACAGAGCAUGGUACCACCCAGUUAUCUCACAGACAGACGUACAGAUCAUAUACAGCCAUACACAGAAUCUUCUCAACUACCACCGCUGCCGCCAUCAACCAUAUAGAAAUCAUGUUCUCUUAUCUCUUCAUAUUCAGUAAGACCCUAUUAAUCCAGACAGUUCCAGCAUGGAGCAAUGUCUUUUCUUUUCUUUUUUAUACAAUGGAGUCCUGGCUAAAUGGCUCAGUCUUUUCACUGUAUUGUUUACUUUUUUGUGGUUCCAAAACAGCUGUGAAUUUGAAACAAACAUUCAUUUGAAAUGGAAAAAAAAUAGUUUUAAUUAUUAACCUGGGAAGUUACUAUCUUAUGUUUUCAAAGAGUAAUUUCCCAGGUUAACAAUUAGAUUUCUUUUUUCCAUUUCAAAUGAAUGUCUAAAGAUGAAAGAAACAAAUAUUUUUCUGUUUCUCUGAUCAAGAAUUUACAUUUUAACAUCCAUUCAAAUGGAAAAAAAAUAAUUUUAAUUAUUAACCUGGGAAAUUACUAUCUUAUGUUUUCAAAGAGUAAUUUCCCAGGUUAACAAUUAGAUUUCUUUUUUCCAUUUCAAAUGAAUGUCUAAAGAUGAAAGAAACAAAUAUUUUUCUGUUUCUCUGAUCAAGAAUUUACAUUUUAACAUCCAUUCAAAUGGAAAAAAAAUAAUUUUAAUUAUUAACCUGGGAAAUUACUAUUUUAUGUUUUCAGUAAGGUUAAUUUCCCAGGUUAACAAUUAGAUUUCUUUUUUUCCAUUUCAAAUGAAUGUCUAAAGAUGAAAGAAACAAAUAUUUUUCUCUUUCUCUGAUCAAGACUUUUCUAUGUAUUGCUUUCAUAAAGAAAUAUAUAUGGUAUAAGGUGUUCUACUGAUAAGAUAUGAGAGAUCGUUGGACUUCCAGAACAUUGUAGAUCUUAUAUCUGUGCUACAGUCUUUUAUGUACCGAUGGCAGGGGUGACCCAGUCAUCUAGGGUGCCACAAAGACAUGCAGUGAUAUAACUGGAAUACUGUUCUAAGCGGCAUUAAACCCAACUCACUCACUCACUCAGUUUUAGGUAUAGCUUAUUUUUAUCCACUUCCACGUGGGACCAGCCUGUAACUGAUUCAUGUGUUGUAUUUUACAUUCAAGUCAAUGGCAGGCAAAGUAUGCUUGAGGGCAUCAUCACGCAUCUCUUCAUAUUGUGUCUCUUAAAGCUAAAUCUGGAAUAGUUUUUGGCAUGAAUACUGUGAAUAUACCUUCACUUGACAAUCUUCCCACAGAUCUCAUAGGACAUGGAUUUUGUAUAUAAGAAAUAAAGAGUGGGAGAUGUUUAUCAUACAAUAAAACUCUUCGCAGCUCCUUAUGGUUUAUUCUCCCUGUUUUAUUGUACAAUAAACAAUUACCAAUAACUGUUUAUUUCUUAUAUGAGAUAUCAACAUUAUGUACAGUCUC